Molecule: messenger RNA, 1023 nt
Organism: Scylla paramamosain (green mud crab)
Lineage: Eukaryota; Metazoa; Arthropoda; Malacostraca; Decapoda; Portunidae
Product: cilia- and flagella-associated protein 251-like
Exons: 3
Coding region: 1-1023 (340 amino acids)
Cellular component (GO): cytoplasm
Source: RefSeq, a predicted model, not a curated record
AUGGCAUCAAGUGACAACAACAAUAACAGCGAUUACUACACACUCCUCGGCGUGAGCCGCGGCGCCACGCACGAGGAAAUCAGGAAAGCGUACCGGCGGCUCGCCCUCCUCCACCACCCGGACAAGAACCCGGCCAGCGUGCGGGAGGCGACGGUCAAGUUCCAGCGUAUCCAGGCCGCCGUGGAGACGCUCUGCGACCCCAAGAAGAAAAACGCGUACGACAGAGAGUGCCGCCAGCGAGAGAAAAAGAGGAAGAGGGACGACAGCUGCAGGAAGAGGGAGCACAAGAGAAGGAGGGAAGAAGAGCAGCACAAACACAGCCAUCACAGAGAACGAGGGAACGACAAGAGGAGAAGGAAGCAGAAAGAAAAGAGGCGCAAGAGGUAUCAGAAGAGGCGGCGACGACAAGCAAGAGUCUACAGUUCUGAUGAGGACGAGGAAGAAGAUUUACAAGACGACGUUCAUGAGGAAGAGAGCAGCGAGCACAGCGAAUGCACGGAAGAGAGUUCUGACGAAGAAGAGGAACGUGUGUAUGGGGCGUACGAACACGACCCAGAUUACGAGACGGAGACGGAUGAAGACUCCGAUUCCUGCAGCGACUACGUGUCCGAGGAAUCGUCCGAGCUGGAGACUCCGUCCGAGGAAGAGUCUGAGCCAGAGUCUUCCCACGAGCAGGACUCCGAAUACGAACCCGAGUCCGAGGCGACGAGCGAGUCAGACAUGGAGGACGAGAGCGACGCCUCCUCCGAGCAAGAUGAGGAGGAAGAACAAAAAGAGGCGGAACAUGAGGAGGAACAGUCUGAAAGGGAAGAGACUAAUGGAGAAGAGCGGCACCAACACAAGCAUGGAAAGAGAAAAACACAGGAGGAGGAUGAAGAAUUUAAGCAACCAACUCCAACUGUACAGACCACCACCAGUACUCCAGUACUCCCCACCCUGGCAACUGAUCCUGGCAAGUCUCCCAGUUUGACCUUACUCAUCCUGGCAACUUCUAAGAGCAACUCUGACUCUCUGACACUGUGA